AUGAUUUUCAAAAAAGUUGAUUUUACGCAAUAUUCGUCUGCAAUAAGUGGUCUUGAAGAGAAAUUCAUCACUAAAAUUCGGAGACUGGGUAGUCGCAGAUUGGUUUUAGGCUUCGAAAUAGAGUUUUUAAUAGCUAAGAGAAUGAUGAGAUUGGCUAGUAGAGCAGUGAAUGAGUGUGUAUCGUGGUGGGGAAUCGAAGUUGGUGGUAGUCAAGUUGCUUCUCUUGAGGUGAUUGGUUUCGGUCCGAUUGCUGUGGCUUAA
This is a messenger RNA of Dracunculus medinensis (Guinea worm), 261 nucleotides long. The record is from the annotation of a GenBank genome assembly. Lineage: Eukaryota; Metazoa; Nematoda; Chromadorea; Rhabditida; Dracunculidae.